Bactrocera latifrons is the source of this 1279-nucleotide messenger RNA. Its product is annotated as probable deoxyhypusine synthase. Gene Ontology annotation, biological process: peptidyl-hypusine biosynthetic process. The coding region runs from base 162 to 1253 and encodes 363 amino acids. Gene Ontology annotation, molecular function: deoxyhypusine synthase activity. Gene Ontology annotation, cellular component: cytoplasm. The transcript has 2 exons. Lineage: Eukaryota; Metazoa; Arthropoda; Insecta; Diptera; Tephritidae. The record is from RefSeq and is a predicted model, not a curated record.
UUUUUGGAGCAGCGUUAACCCUAUUCAUUUGGAAACAUGUGGUACUUUCGAUAUUCGAACAUUCAAAUUAAAUCAAAACAAAGUUUAGUUUGCAUAAAGUUUGUAAGUAUUUUAUUUAAAGUUGAAUAAUUUGGUUGAACCUACAUAUUAUACAAUAGAAAAUGUCCGUUGAACCAGAUAUCGCCAAAGAAGCGGUACUUAAACGAAGUGAAAAUAUACCGGAAAACACUCCCAUUGUGCAGGGAUAUGAUUGGAAUCAAGGAAUUGAUUACUCAAAAUUAUUUGAGUCAUAUGUUAAUACAGGGUUUCAAGCUACUAAUCUUGGAUUGGCAAUAAGAGAAAUCAAUCAAAUGCUUGAUUGUAGGCAGCAGCCGUUAAAACUUGAAGAAGCCGAUUUGCAUGAAACGGAUGAAUUCAUUAGACGAAAACAUAGCUGUACAAUAUUCCUUGGAUUCACAUCUAAUCUAGUGUCGUCGGGACUAAGGGAAACACUAAGAUUCCUCGUUGAACACAAAAUGGUGGACUGUGUAGUAACGACAGCGGGUGGCGUUGAAGAAGACUUUAUUAAAUGUCUAGCUCCCACGUACAUGGGAUCAUUCGAAUUAUCUGGCAGAGAUUUAAGGGAUCGUGGUAUAAAUCGUAUAGGUAACUUGCUUGUACCGAACGAUAACUAUUGCAAGUUCGAGGAUUGGCUCAUGCCUCUACUUGAUGAAAUGGUUGAAGAGCAAAAAACGAAAGGCAUGAUUUGGUCUCCUUCUCGUAUUAUACAACGACUUGGGGAAAGGAUAAACGACACCAGCUCAAUAUACUACUGGGCUGCAAAACAUAAAAUACCUGUGUUUUGCCCUGCGCUUACAGAUGGUAGCUUAGGUGACAUGAUGUAUUUCCACUCUUUCCGUCACCCCGGAUUAGUGGUGGAUAUUUUGUCUGAUUUGCGACGUCUAAACACUAUGGCUGUGAAAGCCACCAAAUCGGGAAUGAUUAUAAUUGGUGGUGGUAUUAUAAAGCAUCACAUAUGCAAUGCGAAUUUGAUGCGAAAUGGAGCCGAUUAUUCCGUUUUUAUUAACACAGCUUCGGAAUUCGAUGGCAGUGACAGUGGUGCUCGACCAGAUGAGGCUAUUUCUUGGGGUAAAAUAAAGAAAGAAGCUUCACCAGUUAAGGUGUAUGCAGAAGCUAGUUUAGUAGUGCCAUUGCUUGUUGGUGAGACUUUUGUUAAAAGACAUUUUAAUGCAAAAAAGAAGAAUGAACCAUGAUAAUAAAUAAUUGUAAACAAUGCAAA